AUGGGUAAGAAAUCGGAGCAUACUACACCAGAUAAUAGUGACGAGGAAAGUGGAGAAGCCUUCACCGAUGGUGAUUUCGGUGAUUCAGAUGAAGAGACAGUUCUAGAACGGUCAGAUGUUUCUAAAUCUGGUCAAUUGCCUGUCAAUGAGACGGUCAACACCAGUGUCAGAACUGUAAAUAACAGUGAAGUAGAUGAAGAAGCAAUAUGUGUGACUAAUGGAAAUGGGGAUGGUGAAGAGGAUAAUGAAAAUUUUGAAAAUGGGCACGGCUCUCAGUCGGACGAGUUGGACAAUUACGUGGAUGUUGUCGUGACGGAUGCACGAGACGAUUCUUAUAGCGAGAUCAAUCCAUCGAUAAUUGGAAUUCUCGGAGACCAGCACUCCCAUAAUAGUAAGUGCCUCGUCAGUGCACGUGCGACGUCAGUGGAUAACACUUGUGUUGAAUGUAGUGCACGGCAACCUCGACUUUGUGGCAUGCUGACAGUAGAGCUACUAAUUCGAGCAGCUGCCCGGUUGCUCCUGCUCUACGCUGAGCAGCGGCUGGCAGCGCGACGAGCAGCGCGCGCGGAGGCGCGUGAGAUACGCAUGCGCGAGCUGGAGCGGCAGCAGCGCGAGCAGGAGGAUCAUGCCGACAAAGCGUUCGACAUGUACGCAGAGACGGUGGGACGACGAGGGGGUCGGCUAGCAGCACUGAGUCCGUCUAUACACUCGCCGCGUCGCAGUUCCGAGGACUCCGCCGAUGAUGUCUUCAGUAUCAAAGACCUAAGGCACGAGCUGAAAGAGGUGGAGGAAAAGUUCCGCAAGGCGAUGAUCCUUAACGCGCAGCUGGACAACGACAAGGCCGCGCUUGGCUACCAGCUGGAACUGCUCAAAGACAGGAUAGAAGAGCUACAAGAGGAACACGCACAGUUACAGCGGGAACACAAAGAGAAAUGCUCGGCGCACGAGCGCCUGAAGCGCGAGCACGCGGCGCUGGAGCGCGAGGUGGCGUGCGCGCGGGACGCAGUGCGCGCGCGUGACGCGGCGGCGGCAGCCGCGGGCUUCGCCUUCGUGGACGCGGCCGCCGAGCCCGCGCCCGCCGAGCCCGCGCCCGCCCGCACCGAACCACAGGGCUUCGGCAGCGUGCCGCCGCUCGCGCUCGUCUCGCACCACUCUGAGCAACUACUCAACGACGCCGGCGAGGGCACGCUGGAUGUGCGGUUGCAGAAGUUGGUGAGUUCGAAGCAAGCCUUGGAGUCGGAGGUGCGCAAACUGAAACUUAGUCUCAACGAGGAGCGUGCCGCGCGACAAAAUGGAGUCGCAUCGCUACAUGAGCGUGAACACGACAGCGAACUGGAAUCUUUACGCAAAUCUGUGGCGGAGGCGAAGGGGCGAGCUGCGCGAGCGGAGGCUGAAGCCGCGCUACAAGCGGCCGCCGUGGCGCGUCUCGAGGCGCAGGUGGCCCGCCUGCGAGCGCGCCAGGACCACCAGGACGAGCACGAGGAGCAGCUCAAGCAGGAGCGGCGACGUCUGCAGCGCGAGGCUAGAGAAGCACUGAAUCGAGUUGAAGAAUUGGAGACAGAGAACAGUCAUCUAACGAAACGCCUUGAUAAACUCAAGAACGCUAAAUCUGCGCUCCUGAAAGAACUGUGA
Molecule: messenger RNA, 1632 nt
Organism: Parnassius apollo (apollo)
Lineage: Eukaryota; Metazoa; Arthropoda; Insecta; Lepidoptera; Papilionidae
Source: the annotation of a GenBank genome assembly